Tremella mesenterica DSM 1558 is the source of this 465-nucleotide messenger RNA. RefSeq lists its product as uncharacterized. Lineage: Eukaryota; Fungi; Basidiomycota; Tremellomycetes; Tremellales; Tremellaceae. The record is from RefSeq and is a predicted model, not a curated record. Bases 1 to 465 code for a protein of 154 amino acids. The transcript has a single exon.
AUGCUUAACCCAGCUAUGAAAUCCUUCAUCCUCGCACCUCGUUUCGCUGUCAUCGGUCGGAUCUUAUCUGAUCCAACAAGAUUCGACAAUAAAGUUCUUCGUUUCUACCUCUCUCAUUCCUUACCCGUCACACCUAUCAAACCUCAGUCUUCUCCUCAAACCCCCUCCCAAAUCUCAGAAGAGACCAUCGAAGGUCUAUCGGUUCUCUCGGACAUCGCACAACUCGGCGAUAUCACAAACACCGCCAUCAGCGUGAUCAUCCGACCAGAUGUAGGUGUUCCCAUGAUCAAGAGACUGUUCACCGGUGAGAACCAACCAUGGGGUGUAUGGUUUCAACCUGGAGCAGAGAAUGGAGAAUUGGAUAGGUUUGUUAAAGAGAAUAAAUUGGAAGAUAAGGUGAUUUAUGGUGGACCUUGUAUUUUACGUUCUGGACAAGAACUUUUAAAGUCAAGAUCAAAAAUGUAA